Messenger RNA from Anarrhichthys ocellatus (wolf-eel), 1996 nucleotides. RefSeq names its product bone morphogenetic protein 7b (gene bmp7b). The record is from RefSeq and is a predicted model, not a curated record. The transcript is spliced from 7 exons. Gene Ontology annotation, molecular function: growth factor activity; cytokine activity. Gene Ontology annotation, biological process: BMP signaling pathway. Lineage: Eukaryota; Metazoa; Chordata; Actinopteri; Perciformes; Anarhichadidae. The coding region runs from base 295 to 1578 and encodes 427 amino acids. Gene Ontology annotation, cellular component: extracellular region.
GCCCGCAGCCUCCUCUCUGCAGUUGCACGCUGCACUACAGUUGGUAGCUGUUGGCCGCAGGCUGCGGAUGAGGACAGAAGUCCGCGCGAGCACAAUUCUGCCCAGAAAACCGAUCAACAAAAGGACUCUUGAAGUGAAGUUGAUGUUUCAUUUGGGAGCACUCCCCUCAACAUGAGGGUCCGUACCUGACGUUGGAUAUUGAACACAGGCCGCCUGUUGCUACAAGUUCAAUAUCCAUUUUUUCCCCAGAAUCUCGGCGAACAGAACUGAGCGCAAUUACGCACGGCAAGUACCAUGGCACCGAUCCUGGAUAGACGUGCUCCCGCUUUGCUCUUGGUUUGGAGCUACUGCGUCCUCGCGGACACCGCUUUUACGAACUUUACGUUGGAUAACGAGUUCCACUCCAGUUUCAUCCACCGUCGGCUGAAGAGCCAGGAGCGCAGAGAGAUGCAGCGGGAGAUCCUGUCGAUCCUGGGGCUGCCGCACCGGCCGCGACCCCACCUCCACGGAAAGCACAACGCUGCCCCGAUGUUUAUGUUGGACUUGUACAACGCCAUGUCCACAGAGGGGGACGAGGACAGAUACUCCUAUCCCUACAAGCCCGUCUUCACCACCCAGGGGCCCCCGAUAGCCAGCAUGCAAGACAACAACUUCUUGAACGACGCAGACAUGGUCAUGAGCUUUGUCAAUUUGGUGGAGCACGAUAAGGAAUUCCUGCCAGUGCGGCGACAUCACAGAGAGUUCAGAUUCGACCUAUCACGGAUCCCGGAGGGCGAGGCGGUCACUGCUGCUGAGUUUCGUAUAUAUAAAGACUUCAUCCACGAACGUUUUGACAAUGAGACCUUCCGCAUCAGCAUCUACCAGGUGUUGGAGGAACACACUGAUAGAGAGUCAGACCUGUUUCUACUGGACUCUCGGGUGAUCUGGGCAGCAGAGGAGGGCUGGUUGGUGUUUGACGUGACGGCCACCAGUAACCACUGGGUCCUGAACCCUGGCAGGAACCUGGGUCUACAGCUUGCCCUGGAGAGCACAAAGGGAGAGAGCAUCAAUCCUCGCGUGGCGGGGCUGAUCGGUCGCAGUGGGCCUCAGAAUAAACAGCCCUUCAUGGUGGCCUUCUUCAAAGCCACUGAGGUGCACCUGCGAAGCAUCCGCUCAGCGCAAGGGGGGGCCAAGCAGCGUAACCCCAACCGCUCCAAAGGGACAAAGAACCAAGAAGCACUGAGAGUGGCCAAUGUUGCAGAAAACAGCAGUACUGAUCAGAAGCAGGCCUGCAAGAAGCAUGAGCUCUACGUCAGCUUCAGAGACUUGGGGUGGCAGGACUGGAUCAUCGCUCCAGAAGGCUACGCGGCGUACUACUGCGAGGGAGAGUGUGCCUUCCCGCUAAACUCCUACAUGAACGCCACAAACCACGCCAUUGUGCAAACCCUAGUUCAUUUUAUUAACCCGGAGACGGUUCCUAAGCCCUGCUGUGCGCCCACACAGCUCCACGCCAUCUCGGUGCUCUACUUCGACGACAGCUCCAACGUCAUCCUCAAGAAAUACCGCAACAUGGUGGUCAGAGCUUGUGGCUGCCACUAGACUGUCAGCAUCUUCACAUAGAGACACACACACACACACACACACACACACACACACACAUGAGUAGAGAGGGCUUCCUCUUGCUGUCAGGCACCAUUUGAAACAUUGAGAGUGGAUUACAAAGUGUAGUGCAUGUAUUUUUUAUGGACACUGAGAGUUCAAGACAGUCUGUGUGGGAGAGACUCUCGUUACACGUUUAAGGUUGUCCUGAAGUCGACACGACUUCUCCCCGACGCCAGUGCACACACAAACAAACAAACACGCACACACCCACACACACACACACACACUCACGUUUGUGCUUUCUACUGUGUAUACAAGACAUUAAAAGCAGUGAUUGUACUGUAUAUUCAUUCACAGUCAACAAUCUUUUGUUUAUCUCAAUAAUUGUUAUUGUAGUUGAUUCUUUUACUGUAGA